AUGUCUGAGUAUAAUCAGAACUCAAACAAUGAUACGUUUCUUUCACGAGUGUUUGGUCUUCACUCGGUAUAUAACCAAUUACAGGACGAGUAUCAAUAUUAUGACCCUGAUGUUGAUUAUCAGCAGUCAUUCGUGAAUGGUGGUGCCUCGUCCAGUCACGUACGUAACGAAGGUAAUGAAAAUGCAAACAACGGAAAUACCCAUUUGUUGGAUUCUGAAUCAGAUCUGGAUUCGUCACUGUCGCUUUCAUCGCCACCGUCACCCAUAGUAGCGUUCACGGGCAAGGAGCACAAUCCAAUCGAAGAUUCGGCUCAGGUGCACUGGGAUACGACCCACCCACAUUAUGGCCAAGAUGAUGAUAUAACUGCUAGCAUACCCAAUGAUCCGCCCAAAAAGAACAUGGUUGAUACUGCGAAAACCUACAUUAACAACAAAUUGCAUCCAACCAAUGGUUCUCUACCAAUGUAUAACCAGCCACAACAAUUUCGUAGGCCACAACCCGAGGGACCAUCGGCUCAAACAAUUUAUCAAAAAAAGCAGCAUAAGUCUAAGAAGAAGUAUGUAAUUCCUCCCAAAGAGCGGGCUCUCUACUUAUGGGCGAAUAUAACUAAUAUGGACGAAUUCUUGACUGACGUUUAUUAUUAUUACAGAGGUAAUGGAAUGCUCAAUAUUGUUUUAACUAGAUUAGUUGAUUUAUUGAUAUUGAUUUUCAUAUUGUCAUUCACUGUGUUCUUAAAAUGGGGCAUAAAUUAUGACUUCUUUGUGUCUGCUUCAAGUGAACGGACAUCUAUUACUUUGAAAGACUUAAUAAUACCUAAUUUUCUUAGUAAGAAGGUACCUCUUUCAGUUAAAUUGUUACUAUUGGGAUUUUCUGGAUAUAUUGUUUUGCGAUUGGUCCAGUUGUACUUUGACUACAACUACAAGUUAAAAGAAGUUAAAAAUUUCUAUCAUUACUUGAUAGGAAUUCCAAAUGAUGACGAAUUAAUGACCAUCUCAUGGAUCGUUAUAGUCGAAAGGUUAAUGGCAUUGAAAGAUUACAAUAGCUUAACAUCUACGAAUACCAAUAUACCUGCUCAAUUUUUGAAUGACUUAAACUCAAAGGUUAGAUUGAAUGCUCAUGAUAUUGCCAAUAGAAUUAUGAGAAAGGAAAAUUAUAUUAUUGCAUUGAUUAAUAAAGAAGUAUUGGACUUGUCAUUAUCGAUGCCAUUCUCAUCAAAAUUGAAUAGUUUCUUAUCAAAUAAAUCGGUAUUGACAAAAACUUUGGAGUGGAAUAUUAAGUUGUGUAUUAAUAAUUUUAUUUUCAACCAACAUGGCCAAAUAAAUUCUAACGUCUUGAAGGAUUUUAACAGAAAUCAAUUGUCAAAAGAGCUAAGUGCACGAUUUAAAAUGGCUGCAAUAAUAAAUUUGCUUUUAUGCCCUUUCAUUGUUAUUUAUUUCGUGCUAUUAUAUUUCUUUCGUUAUUUCAAUGAGUAUAAAUCAAAUCCUAGUUCCAUCUUAGGUUUAAGACAGUAUACACCAUGGGCAGAAUGGAAACUUAGAGAAUUCAAUGAAUUGCCUCAUUUCUUCAUCAAAAGAUUACACUUGUCGAUAGGUCCCGCAAAUAUUUAUAUCAAUCAGUUUCCUAGGGGAUUUUUGGUAAUCAACUUGAUGAAUUUUGUGAAUUUUGUUUCCGGGGCUAUAACAGCAAUACUAGUUUUAAUGGGGCUCUGGUUUGAUAAUGAAGAGCACAAUUUUUGGUCUUUUGAAAUCACUGAAAACAAAUCAAGUUUGUUCUAUAUUAGUAUGUUUGGUACUGUUUGGGCCAUUACAUCAAGUUCCUUAACUUCUACCAAUUCCAACACUUCUGAAAAUUUGAAUUCACAGACGUCGUCCUUUUUUUAUGACCCUGAAGCUAGCCUAAGGUAUGUCUCACAGUUCACACAUUAUUUGCCUAGUUCAUGGAAUGGUAGGCUACAUACAGUGCAAGUUAAGAAUGAAUUUUGUGAGCUAUUUUCAUUGAAGAUUAUAAUAAUUAUUAAUGAAAUUUUAAGUUUAAUCUUGACGCCUUUUAUUCUUUGGUUCAAGGUUCUGAGUAGUUCUGGUGCAAUUAUUGACUUUUUCAGAGAGUAUUCUAUACAUGUUGACGGUCUCGGUUAUGUUUGUUAUUUUGCGAUGUUUAAUUUCGAACAGAAAGAUAAAAAUAUGAUGAUGGGUUUGAACAAGCCAAAACGCAAACCCAAAAAAUCAAAAAUAACCGCAAAAAAGAAAGCAGCCCUCAAAACUAAAAACCUUUCUGAUGAUAUUGAACUUGACAAUGUGGUGCUGAAUAAAGUUGAUAAGUCGAAACUAAGUGAUUCAGAGACUUCUAGUGAAUCUGAUGACAAUGAUGACGCAGAUAUUAACAAUGAUUAUUAUCAGGAUGAGAAAAUGAUCAAGUCCUAUAUGUAUUUCUUAGAAACUUGUGGUAAUGACAAAGCAAAACAGGCAUCCAAACUCACCACGAAUGCACUGUUACCAACGAAGCCAUCGCGUAUUGCUAAACCUGAUAACACUCACUUGGUUGUCGGAGAUCCUUCGCCCUCGCUUUUGUAUCAGCCUCUAACUUCUAAUAGCAUGGAUGAAUCUUCCUACAAUGUUAACUACAAUAUUGAGGAGCAAGAAGAAGAAUCCAGUAAGGGCAAAAGGUCUGGAGUAUUGGGUAUGAUAAACCAAUUUUACAAGCACGAUAGAAAUAGAUGA
Debaryomyces fabryi is the source of this 2718-nucleotide messenger RNA. RefSeq names its product autophagy protein (gene ATG9). The coding region runs from base 1 to 2718 and encodes 905 amino acids. Gene Ontology annotation, biological process: protein localization to phagophore assembly site; autophagy of mitochondrion. The transcript has a single exon. Lineage: Eukaryota; Fungi; Ascomycota; Pichiomycetes; Serinales; Debaryomycetaceae. Gene Ontology annotation, cellular component: autophagosome; phagophore assembly site. The record is from RefSeq and is a predicted model, not a curated record.